This is a messenger RNA of Hepatospora eriocheir, 180 nucleotides long. The record is from the annotation of a GenBank genome assembly. Lineage: Eukaryota; Fungi; Microsporidia; Hepatosporidae.
AUGUGUUUUUUUGUGAAAGAACUUAGUAAAAAGGGUAAAUUAAAAAAACAAGAACUUAAAGAGGAAAUCCUAAGGAUCUGGAAUUCCAUAACCUCCAAGAUGGUACAACUAUAUAUUAUGAGCUUUUAUAAGAAAGUUCUAGCAAUUUACAAUGCUAAAGGAAAACAUGAUGAUUAUUAA